AUGAGAGUACACAUGGAUUGCCCUGGAUGUGAAAACAAAGUGAAAACUGCACUACAAAAACUAAAAGGGGUGGAUGGCAUUGAAAUAGACAUGAAAUUGCAGAAGGUGACUGUGAAUGGCUAUGCUGACCAGAAGAAGGUUCUGAAAACUGUACGAAAAACUGGUCGCAGGGCUGAGCUGUGGCAACUUCCAUAUACAACAGAGGCUCAGAGCCAAUAUUUUCAGCAGCACCAUUGCAAUGGCCCUCUCACCUACUAUGCUUCUCAACCUUCCUCAUCUUAUAACUAUUACAAACAUGGUUAUGAUAGCAGUGAUCCUCGCCAUUUCAACUAUCCUUCACAAUCUUCCAUCUUUGGCAACCAAACUGGUGCUACUUUUAGUGAUGACAAUCCCCACGCUUGUUCCAUUAUGUGA
Molecule: messenger RNA, 414 nt
Organism: Sphenostylis stenocarpa
Lineage: Eukaryota; Viridiplantae; Streptophyta; Magnoliopsida; Fabales; Fabaceae
Source: the annotation of a GenBank genome assembly